CCUUAAUUGAUGUGAUUUAUAUGUUGCAUUUUACACACAUCACAUGUUCAAGGUCAAACUUCUCGUGAGGUAUGGUUAUCACUAGAACACGCUUAUGCACCUGUUUCUUCCUCUCAUGAAUUUACCCUCAAAAGUCAGUUACUGAGAAUCACCAUGAAAGGUGAUGAAAAACCAGCCUACUACUUGGCACGGGCCCAAGAGUAUGCUACUGCUCUAGCCAACAUAGGUGAACCAAUGAAGGAUAAAGACCUAGUCAUGUUAACUGUUAUAGGGCUCCGUGAAGAAUACAAUGGCCUCAAGGCUAACUUAUUGGCUCGUUCCCCUCCUGUUACCUUUAACAAGCUCCAUGGGUUACUAAGUGACCAUGAUUUUAUGAUCACAAAGAUCUUGGCUGCAAAUCAGCAGGUCCCACAUGCUCUUUUUGCGGCUGCCACACCAGCACAGCAGCCCCUUUCGGCUGCUGUCACACCCACUCAGCAACCUAAUAUUGAUACCAUACAGCAGCAACUUCAUACCCUUCAACUCAUGGCCUCUCAGUUGGGUUAUCAGCUCAAUCCUGCACCUUCAGUACAACCACAGGCUUACUUUGGGUCUCGGUCAUUUAACAACAAUCGUGGCAACCGUGGCUCUCGCGGUCCUUCGCGUGGUAACUCUCGUGCUAACCCAAAUAACCGCAAUCGGGAUACUAGUGGCACACGUCAAUUUUCUUGGGCUUCAACCCAAAACACUGUUUAUGGCCACUGUAACCGUUGUGGCAUUGGUCAUCUCCCGUCUCAGUGCCCUAAUCAGCCCAAUCAGUCACGUGCAGCGCCACACGCAAAUUAUGCUACUUCCUCAGAUGCUGGCUCACAAUCAGGACUUACUUGGAAGCCCGAUACUGGAGCUAAUGGACAUGCUACCCCAGACUUAUCUGGCAUUGACAACCCUGAAGCCUACUUUGGACGAGUCUACACGCACUACCCUCCUAACGGGUCCCAGUGAACAAGGCUCGUACUCCAUUCGUCAGCCACAGCUCAAGUUUAUUCCCAAGGUGGCAUUCACUGCUGUCAAAGCAUCUUCCACCACUUGGCACCAACGUUUAGGAUAUCCUCAUGCUCAAGUUUUUCGUUCCAUUGUUUCGCGUUUUUCUUUACCCAUUUCGGACAAGUUUUCUAAUAAUUUAUGUACUUCGUGUCAAUUAGGCAAGUCUUCCAAAUUAUCUUUGUCAGACUCAACUUUUCGGAGUACCAAUUUUUUAGACCUUAUUUAUUGUGAUGUUUGGGGGCCUUCGCCCGAUUUAUCAUUUGAUGGUUGUCGUUUCUUUUUAUUAUGUGUAGAUCAUCAUUCUAGAUAUAUGUGGUUUUAUCUAUUAGUUCAAAAAUCAGAUGUCUACAACGUGCUAACAAACUUUAUUAAAUUGGCAGAACGACAAUUUAACACAAAACUAAAAAG
This is a messenger RNA of Helianthus annuus (common sunflower), 1431 nucleotides long. RefSeq lists its product as uncharacterized. Bases 154 to 981 code for a protein of 275 amino acids. NCBI's taxonomy places the organism in Eukaryota, Viridiplantae, Streptophyta, Magnoliopsida, Asterales, Asteraceae. The transcript is spliced from 2 exons. The record is from RefSeq and is a predicted model, not a curated record.